GCGGUGCUGGCGCCCCGUAGAGGCGGCGGAGGGGAGCCAGGGACUCUCCUCCCCCUCCCCCCCAGCCCCGGGCCCGCCGGGCGCAGGAGCCGGCGAGGGGCCGCCGGAAGGAGGCGGCGGCGGCCCGGGCCGGGGCCCGGGAAUGUGGCGGCGGCGGUGGCGCUGAGCCCUCCCCCCGCUCCGGCCGCCAUGGAGCCGCGGCGGUGACAGCCACCUCCCCGCCCGCCGGAGUGCAGCGGCCCCGCGGGGCGCCGGCCGCCGCCGCCAGCGCCAUGGAUGAACAGGAGGCUUUGAACUCUAUCAUGAAAGACCUGGUUGCCCUCCAAAUGGGCCGACGUCACAGGCUACCUGGCCUUGAAACCAUGAAAAAUAAGGACACCACUCACUCGAGCAAACAGAAAAAACACAAUGCCAGCAACCCAGCCCUCCUGAGCAGCCCUGCAAUAACAAACCAAUGUGCCUCUGCGGUAGAAGAAAAAAAAAUUCCGAACGAUGUAAGGAUAAAGUUUGAAUAUAAUGGGGAAAGACGAAUUAUCCCAUUUGUCCGUCCUGUGCGAUAUGAAGAUGUUCAGCAGAAGGUGAAAACAGCCUUUGGUCAGCCACUGGAUCUCCACUACAUGAACAAUGAGUUAUCUAUUCCCUUGAAAAAUCAAGAUGACCUGGAUAAAGCAAUAGAUCUCUUGGACCGAAGCUCUAAUGUGAAAAGCCUUAGAAUAUUACUACUGUCUCAAGACAGAAACCAUCAGAUCAGUCCUUCGCCCCAUUCUGGGCUGCCUAAACAAGUCAGGAUCAAAACUUCCCAAUCUGUUGGGGAUGUGAACACAACCUACCAGCCUCCGGAGCCCAGAAGUAGACACCUGUCUGUCAGUUCUCAGAACACAGGCCGAAGUUCUCCUCCCCCCGGGUAUGUUCCAGAGAGGCAACAGCGAAUUGCUCGACAGGGUUCCUAUACUAGCAUAAAUAGCGAAGGCGAAUUUAUCCCAGAGACCAAUGAGCAGUGUAUGUUGGAUCCCCUAAGCAGUGCUGAAAACUCAAUAUCAGGAAGCUGUCAGUCCUUGGACAGAUCUGCAGACAGCCCUUCCUUUCGAAAGUCACGGAUGUCAAGAGCGCAAAGCUUCCCUGACAACAGACAGGAGUUUUCAGAUCGUGAAAAUCAAAUCUAUGAUAAAGCAGGGAAAGGUGGGACAUACCCUCGACGUUACAAUGUCUCCAUGCAGCACAAAGACUACAAUGAUGGCCGGAGGACAUUUCCCCGGAUACGUCGUCACCAAGGGAACCUGUUCACAUUGGUGCCAUCAAGUCGCUCCCUGAGUACCAAUGGGGAGAAUCUAGGCUUGGCAGUGCAGUACCUGGACCCACGUGGGCGUCUACGGAGCGCUGACAGCGAGAAUGCCCUCUCGGUGCAGGAAAGGAACAUCCCGACUAAAUCUCCAAGUGCCCCAAUAAACUGGCGACGAGGGAAACUCCUGGGACAGGGUGCCUUUGGUCGCGUGUACUUGUGCUACGAUGUGGACACGGGCAGAGAGCUUGCAGCUAAGCAGGUCCAGUUUGACCCAGACAGUCCUGAAACAAGCAAGGAAGUGAGUGCCCUGGAGUGCGAGAUCCAGCUCUUGAAGAACCUCCAGCAUGAACGCAUUGUUCAGUAUUAUGGCUGCCUGCGGGACCGAGCAGAAAAGACCUUGACCAUCUUCAUGGAAUACAUGCCAGGGGGUUCAGUGAAAGACCAGCUAAAGGCCUAUGGUGCACUGACGGAAAACGUGACUCGAAAGUAUACCCGCCAGAUUCUCGAGGGAGUCUCGUACCUUCAUAGCAACAUGAUUGUGCAUAGGGACAUAAAGGGAGCCAAUAUUCUCCGUGACUCUGCUGGGAAUGUGAAGCUUGGGGACUUUGGGGCCAGCAAACGAUUGCAGACCAUCUGUAUGUCUGGAACAGGCAUCCGCUCAGUCACGGGCACACCAUACUGGAUGAGUCCAGAGGUGAUCAGUGGAGAGGGCUAUGGAAGGAAAGCAGAUGUGUGGAGCCUUGGCUGCACUGUCGUGGAAAUGCUGACGGAGAAACCACCCUGGGCAGAGUACGAAGCCAUGGCAGCCAUUUUCAAGAUUGCCACCCAGCCCACCAACCCCCAGCUCCCCUCUCACAUAUCAGAACAUUGCCGAGACUUCCUAAAGCGAAUCUUUGUGGAUGCCAGGCACAGACCCUCAGCUGAAGAGCUGCUCAGACAUCACUUUGCACAGCUCCUGUACUAAAUUACUUCCCUUUUAAGGUGCGGAGUUUGUGUCCCUGUCUGGUAUAACCACAACUGCCCAAUGUGGUGCUGCAUCCUCAAAAUGCCAACUCUGCUGUCCUGUUCCUCUGGGUAGGUCAGUGCCAAGGAACCUGCAGUCUGCUCUUGUGUCCUGAAGUCUUUGUUGGACUGAUGUUCUACCAACAGCUAUGCAACACAGAGCUGUGUUUUUGUCUUUGUUCUCUUGAUGUGAAGUUGCAUUUGGCUGCAUGUUUUCUGCAGGCGCAAGCAGAGGGAUCCAGGAAAGGUCCCAUUGAAUGUACAUGGGCAGCAGAAAUCUGGACUGAAGAAGCUACACUUUUCAGAGCAGACACAUGGACAGCCAUCCCAGCCGGCUCUCCCCACGAGGCCUGUACAGUGUGGGCAACCCUGUUUUCUAGACUCCUAGGUUUCUCCAGGCUUCUCUAGUAGGAUCCAUCCAAGCCAUGUGUCACUGAGCACACAUUCUCUAUAUAAUUAUAUAUAUUUUUCUUCUUAAGUAUUCAGCAUCUGAAGGUGUUCAGAAAAUAUUGAUUUAAGAAUAUGUGAAUAGUAUUAUUUUAUAAUGAACCCAAGGUAUUUGCGGGGGUGGGGGGCUUCUAUCCAAAUAUCAGGAUCAUUGUCGAGAGGUUCCAGCAGAGCAUGGUCUUUACAGAGCCAAGAGUGGAGGACUCUGCUGCUGAGGUGGCAAGUCCAGUACUUGACUGCCACAGAGCAGGGUUAGCUUGUGUCCUCCAAACCAGCAAACCUGUGCUCCUGUUGUACCUCCUUGCGGCUCAACAAAAGUCUCAUGGAAGGGAUUUCUGUAGAACAGCUUUCUGCUGCACCGAUCUUGUGGUAAAUUAGUUUUACCAAUCCCUUAAACCAAAGAUGAUUUAAUCAGUGCCCAAACCUUACUUCAGGGAGGGGUUACCUACUUAUAUUAGGCCAGGCUCAUAGACAAGGAAAGUGAGUUGCCCCUUUUUUCUUUUUCUUUUUUUUUUUUUUACAUGGGAAGAAAUUGCUGGACACUAGUUUCCUGGGUGAAGGGUGAAACCAAAAGCAAUCAGUCAGUGUGUGGGGGUGUUUUGUGAACAUGUAAAUUUUCAUUUAAGGCUUCCAUAAUCUUUCCAAAAAAAAAAAAUCUCCCCCACAUUUGAGAAAGCUGAGCCAUGUCUGUCAAUGAGGCUAAAGGAAAGAGCCCUUUUUUCAUGCCCGUGUGUCUGAAAUUGACUUGAAAAAUGGUAUUGGUCCCCCAGAGAUACAAGCAUUGCAUACUGCAGUCCUCUUGCUCUCUUGCUUUAAAUAUGUACAAAGCCUCUGAUGUCUAAGUCUCUGGUGGCUUGCCACUCUCACCUGCUGCAUUUUGACUGGUACACUAGAAAUUCUGGUUGUAGUGACAGAGCACUGAAGUUAUGAAGACUUUCUUUAAAAGGACACUCAUGGCAGGUUCAGUCAUGUUUUAAUAAAAGCAAAGCUUCUUCCCCCCUCCUCCCCAUGUGAUAAAUUACCCCUCAGGAUAAUACAGCUGAGAAGGCUGAACAAUCUGAAGUGGUUUUCCUGGACCAGACUCAGAGCAAUGUGUAAGUGAUGAAAGCAGGUUUGUAUUUUGCCAGAUUUGCCUUCAGGCUUUCCUGCUUGAAUACAAGAACGCACUUGUUUGGGCUACGAGCACUUCAGGGCAAUUUGUUAUGGAAAGGCCUUUCCAUACCCUGUUUAAUUCCAAUGGAAACACUCCUAGUGAGCCUCUAAAAUCCUGGAUUUUUGAGCCAAUAUCUCUUUCAAAACAUAAGCCCAGUCUCUUAGUUGCCCUGCACCUUGUCGUCAUUUAUACCAGGGCAAAAUGAAGAGGGAACACUAUUGCUCUUUUGCGGGAAGUGCUUAUGCCAGUUUUGCUCUGCUACACAUUGACUUCCCAAGGUGCAGAGCAAUGAAGACUCACUCACAUGCAUAAUCUUAGUAGAAGUAGACUGAGCUGUUUUUCCACCAGGGCUGAUAGCAUAUUCCAGGCUUGUGAUGUUAUAACUUACAGCCAGCACUUAACGCCUGACACAUACCAAAGAUUAGAGCCCUUUUCUUUCUUCAAUUUGAUGUGAAGGUGUGGCAGCAGUGAGAGGCAAGAUGGGUGUCCUGACCUGACUCGCACCUUUAACCCUGGCUUGUCCUCAGAAAGGAUCCAGCUCUGCCACCAUAGCCUUUACUCACUAUCAAGCACAUAGUUCUUUGGGAGACUUGGGGAUGAGGACAUGGUGUAAACUUUUGUUUCAAUGCAACUAAAUCCUCAGGAUCUGUUGUGGCUUUUACCUCAUGCAUAGCUAUGGAAGACUGUCCUGGAGCAAAGAGUAACUUGGACUCGUACGCCAGGUCCUUUACCCUGCUAAACACCCCCCCACCCUCUCCCCAACUAUACUGAAAUGUGCCUACUCUGUAUACGCUUGUAUUCCAGUUUUUAUUAAUGAGUCAGUAGCAGUUGUACAGUGACAGGGUUCUGUCUGAGAACAUGGUAUGCCAGCUUGGAUUUCUAUAUUCCAAUUCUGUACCUGACCCAAUGCCACCUCUUCGGCACAAGAACAAGCCAAAGCAUUACUUGUCUGUCUGGAGAUGCACUUUUAUGAAUGUAGUUUGUAUCGCUCUUUUUUAGCUCUUUUUACCAUCAUGUAAACUUUGAUGCCUCAUACCUUUUUUUAUUUAUAUCGUAAAAGAUCAUAUUUGAUGAUUUUUAUAUAUAUCGACUUGACUGUUAUGGGGUUGGGGGGGUGGGAAUCAAUUUCUGAUGCCUUUAUGAACUUAAAAAGGAAAAAAAAGCAGCUGGUUUUGCAAGAGAAUUUGCCAAUAGUUUAUAAAGAGUAGUGCCAGCCCCAAAUGCCACCUUUGUUUCCUUGCAGGCUGUGUCAGUCACUUAGAUUUAAUUCACUGAAAAUCUAGAUUCCUCAAUUCAUUAGUGGAUUGAAGCCACUGGAAUAAACUCAAGAAUCCAGCUCUCAAAUUAAGGCCUCUUUACACUGCCUUAGCAGUGACCAGACUUUGAAGAGGGCAUCCAUUGCAAUAUGCUCACUGUUACGGUUAGUUUACACUGCUAGUGUUGUGUACAUAAGAAUAAAGCCUGGCCUAAAGUUAAUCAGUGAUGUCCAUCCCAGGUAACUUUGAAGGAAAAAGGGGCAUUCCAUGCCUGCUGAGCUCUGGGACCCUCCAGGGAUCAAGACUGCAUAAGUGAAGCAUAUUGUAAUUUCUGAAGAAUAAUUCUGCACAGACUAUUUUCCCUGGGACAAAUCCCACUCUAGAUUGUUAAAAUUAAAUGUCUGAAAAUUUUCCGUUAGGAGACUGCUGAAUGUCUUGCCUGUAAGUUUCUGAUGAUACAUUUGAUAUCUUUUAUCAGCACAACUAAUAAAAGAUAUCAGAUUUACUCAAAGAACCCUGUCUGCCUAUGUCCUUAGACCAACAUGGCUACAACCAUCACCCCGAUGAUACGUUUAGCAGUGGAGCAAACCAAGCCGACAGAGGUGGAGGUUCAUCUCCCAUUGAGCUUGUGAGGAAACAAAGUGGCAUUUUGGUCUCGCUGUGACGAUUCUGUGCAUUUCAGGUUAUUUGCUUGUUCUCCACUUGACCUGAACCGUCUCUCCCAAGUUGCUGUAGGUUUUGGCAACUUGGGUGCUGUGUUUAAAAAAAACAAACAAAAAAAUAGUGAAUACUUGGGUUAAAGGUGGUUGUAGAUCAUGAAAGCAGCUCCCUUAUUUUGCUAUAAAGUGAUCACAAAACAAAUUGAUCAAGGGCAAAAUUGGCAUCCACUCAAGUGCCACAGUCAAGGUUUCAUUUGAGCUGGGGUAGCUUGUGUUGCUUCAGGAUAUGCUGUACCAGGAAAAACUCGAGCAUUCAGAGCUGUACAGCAGAUAGAACUUGUUCCCACUGAUGGAUGCUUAGUUACUACAUGCUCUUUUAGGAGAGGGUGUUUGUAUCUAAGUUGGGACUUUUCUGUGGCCACCACCCAGACACCUGCCCUUGAGAGAGAGAGUGUAAGAUGGGUUUGUUCAGUGGAAACAAGAUAUCUAGUGAAGCUCAAUGGGAUCUAAGCACCAAAUUCCUUCCAUCCCUUUGAAAGUCCUAGCCUAGAUUAGGCAGAGGGUAGGGCAGGGUGGCUGCUAAAGUACUGUUGGAUUUCUUCUUGAAUGGCAUCUUAUGAAGUAGGUUGUACAAAUCCUUAGCCUUGAUUAGGAGCUGAUCACACCAAGCACUUCUGGAAGUCCCAGUUGGGAAGGGGAGACAUGCCUGGGAAACGCUUCAGAGACUAAGGAAAAGAUUCCAGAGUCGUAACAUGAUGACGGGGAGCAGGAAGAAACUAUUUUAACCUGGGUUGUGCAGAAGACCUUGAACCAGUAGUUUAUCUAAUUAUAUAUACCGACCGGGGGCUUGCAGUGCAAAGCCAGGCCAAUGUAUCGUUUUAUUUACAAUAAAAUUAUCAUUUAUAUUAAAAGUU
Molecule: messenger RNA, 6713 nt
Organism: Alligator mississippiensis (American alligator)
Lineage: Eukaryota; Metazoa; Chordata; Crocodylia; Alligatoridae
Gene: MAP3K3
Product: mitogen-activated protein kinase kinase kinase 3
Exons: 17
Coding region: 273-2246 (657 amino acids)
Biological process (GO): protein phosphorylation
Molecular function (GO): ATP binding; protein binding; protein kinase activity
Source: RefSeq, a predicted model, not a curated record